UUGUUGUUGCUUCUGUCUGCCACGCUAGCACUCGACGAACAUUCAUUUCUUUCGUUUUUCUCUCUUUCAUUUUCCCAUUCGUCCACAUCAACAGAAUACAGUGUGUCGCUGAAUAGUGUGUCGUUUUUAAUAUGAACACACAUUGUUUACUGACCACCGAUUGUUUGACAUUUCUAUCGAAUCGUCCAGAAGCACAAAUUAUGUGCUGAUUUUUUUUAGUACUCUGCAAAAAAGUGCCCUGUAUGUAAAUAAUUGUGUUCGUUGAUGGUUCCAAGAAUAGUUUUUAAGUAGAAAAAUACAUGACGAAAAUUUAAGCAAAGAAAGUCGACACGGCUCAGAAACGUCUCAAUACAGAAGAAACAAUACAAGGUUUUACGCCAAAUGAACAAGACAUAACGAGAUAGGAGAGAACGAGAGAAAAGGAGACGUGUACAAAAAAUUGGCUAAAGUUUAAGUGCCAUAGAAUAAAACAUAGCUCGAAGAAUUCUACGUACCUGCCAAAAGAUUUUAAAGCAACAGAGCAGAGCAACCAUGAACAAUUGGCAGGCGGAGUUGAGUCAGUACUUGACACAGGUGGAGCGUGAAACAAACAACUUUUUGACGAAAAUUGAUCCGGCGCUGCGUGAUUCUGGCUUGGAAUUCGACAAAAGAGUUCGAAAACACUUCUUGAAUUGCGUUGAUAAGCGAUUGGAUAGUGUCCUCCACAAAAUUGACAUUGAUCUCAUGCUGAACGAUCGGUCGGAUGACUCAUCAAUUGAUUCAUUACCAGCCAUUGGACAGAAGAGAAAGGAUUGGGGCUCCGAGGUGAAAAACGCCAUGACUAAGGGAAAAAUUCCCGGUCAACUGAUCCAGAACAAACCGAUAAAACGUCUGCAGAACACGAAAAAGGAUGUCAUUCCAAAGCGCGUUUCAAAGGGUUGUCCAAGAGGAAAUUUUAAGAAAAAAGGAUUCAAGCGGUUCCAGUCACCACACUUGAAGAAUCGACGUGAACGUGAACGUAAACGACCGUACCCUAACCAGACAACAAGCAGUGCAUCGUCUUUGAAUCACACACAAGUGUCUGUAGUUAGUUCAAGCAGUUUCAGCCAAACGAAGCUCAAGCACGAAGCUCACCCAUACCUUGAUGCAACAUUCAAAUCAAUCAAAUUGGCAUCAGCAGAUUCGGCCAAUGCCUUAGAGCAAAUACACCGACCAUCGACACAUCUGUUGAACUUGCGAUACCAUUGCUUCCACUGUUCGACUACCCAAGGUUCAUAUGGUUGCAUCGAAGAUGUGUAUGUGCACUGGCUAGCGCAACACCGCGAUAAAUCGGAAACGAAACCAUUUCAAUUCCGUGUGGUGGAGAAUGUUGCAUGUUACUUCUGCGAUUUGAUUGAUUCGUAUCCAAUGGUGCUAGAGCAUCAACAGAUGAACCAUCCGAAUGAGUCGAUAGUAAUUGUCGCAGAAUAUGAUCAUACAAAAUGCGCACUCUGCCCAUAUUCUGGCGAUGCAUUGAUUGGCCACUUUGAAAUCGAGCACGAGUUGCUGUUGCAACUGAAUGACUUUAAUCCGCUCGGUUUGGACGAUGAAACCCUGAAUAGACUUUUGUUGGUCGACGCUCAGAAGCGGUUCUGUGGGCCAUGCUACAAAUUCUUCGACACACAAGUAGAUGCGAUUGCACAUCAUUCUGUCAAACAUCCAGAGGAUACCAUGGAAUAUGAGCCAACAAAUGACGGUGAAAUCUUGUAUCUCAUUUGUCCAUGUCAAGCAAAAAUCGACUAUACUGAAUAUUACAGUCACAUUCUGGGACAUUUUCGUGAAUUCGAGUGUUCACAAUGCAAUUUCCAAGCGAACACACUGAUUAAUUUUGUCGAACACGAUAAAAAUACCCAUCAGACAAGCACAUUGAAAUUCCGAUGCAUGGAACUGUCCGAUCAACUGAUGAAGUACUAUUUUGCUACGAGCAUCGUAUUUUCCAACGGCCUGGUGCUCAUUAUGCACAAUGUGCUGCGGACGAAAUUCGACAUUUCCAAUAGCUUCAAAAACGUCAUCGAAAAAGUGCUGGGAACGAAAAAGGACAAUGAACCAAAAGUCAACGGUCGAGAAGAGAAAACCCGUGAAACGAAGAAAAUGAUGGAAAACGUUCGAUCAGACAAAUCAUCGUCGUUGAUGUCACCGAAAACGAAGAAGCGAAACUUAACCGCCCAAAAUCGUUAUUCAAGCGAUUUGGCAGUUGAGGGUAUUCCACCGAUUGAACGAGAAAAUUUGCAAGCGAUCUUUUUGGCCAUUUGCAAGAAGAUUGGAGCGAAGAUUGUGCCAGAUGAUAUCAUAUUCAUUCGCCGAUAUCCAUAUCAUCAACAUAAAAUUGUUCAUGUCCGCCUUGAAAAACGUUCGAACAAGAUCCACAUUUUGGACAAAAGACGCAACCAAGAUUUAAAGGCAGCCUCAUUCAUCAACUUACCACCCACACUUGAGUCAACACAAAUUUUCAUCAAUCCCUACAUGACAAAAUACUUUUGCUCUCUAUGCAAACUGGCUAAAGAAGCCGUGAAAAAGAAGAAGUUGUGCUUUUUCAACGUCGACGAGAAAGGUGUUUUUAUCAAGCGCAAACAAUCCAGUCAUGGAACACACAUUCUCUCUGAAGAUGAACUGUUCAACUAUAUCAAACACUCGAAAAAUCAGAAGGAAUGAAAUUGUGGUGGAGCUCAAUUCUUCACAAUUGGACGCGACAGAUGAGUGGACGUCACAGAUGAAUUAAUGAACAAAGCAAUGGCCAAUUUUAGAAAAAUCAAUACAAUAACAUGAAGAAUAAUUGAAUCCAAUCAAUUAAUUGAACCAAAUUUUCUUUUUAUCGUUUUAUCUUCUGAAUUUGAGAAAAAAUUAUAAUCAUUUGAUGAAAUAAGAAAAAUAUUAAUUAAAGUCACGAAUAUCUUGUAUUUUUCAACAAAAGUGUUUCCAUUCAUUCAGGAAGCUAUGAAUGGCUCAUGACACAAACCUGGAAAUGGCAAUGAACUAAACAAAUUUUACCUUUUUCCAUUAAAAUUCCGAUUAAGCUAGAAAUGGCUGGAGAAAUUGAUACGGUUUUCAUUAAAAAAUAAUUGUUGGUUUUUAUUGUUUCGACAUUUCUUUUCAGCUCUGUUUUAUUCCCCAAUUUUUUUUAUUCUUAGCUCAGCAUAUUUUUUAUAAAGAUUUUUUCUGUGUUUUUCAAAAUAAAUGGAUGAAUCUGAAUAAA
Molecule: messenger RNA, 3211 nt
Organism: Sitodiplosis mosellana (orange wheat blossom midge)
Lineage: Eukaryota; Metazoa; Arthropoda; Insecta; Diptera; Cecidomyiidae
Exons: 4
Coding region: 532-2670 (712 amino acids)
Source: RefSeq, a predicted model, not a curated record